Molecule: messenger RNA, 9072 nt
Organism: Salvelinus fontinalis (brook trout)
Lineage: Eukaryota; Metazoa; Chordata; Actinopteri; Salmoniformes; Salmonidae
Product: protein NLRC3-like
Exons: 17
Coding region: 34-4668 (1544 amino acids)
Biological process (GO): regulation of apoptotic process
Molecular function (GO): protein binding
Source: RefSeq, a predicted model, not a curated record
AGAGCAGAGUCACCUACAACCAGCCUGCUAUCAAUGAAGAGUGAUCAGCCACCUGCUUUCUGCCAGGAACCAUUACCAGAUGACAAUAAGGAAGUGGAGAGUUUGGACAGUGAGGAUGUAUUAAAUAUCACACACAACCUUCUGGACAGAAGAAGUCAAACUCUGCUGACAGUCCAACAAGACAUUAAGGCUAAACUGAAACACAAGUAUCAACACAUAUCUGAAGGAAUUGGACACCAUGGAAACCAAAGUCUGUUCAAGGACAUCUACACAGAGCUCUACAUCACAGAGGGUGGAAGUGGAGGGCUCAAUAAUGAACAUGAGGUUAGACAGAUGGAGAUGGCAUCCAAGAAACAAACCACACAAGAGACACCAAUCAAAUGCAACGACAUCUUCAAGCCUUUACCUGGACAAGACAAACCUAUCAGAACUGUGCUGACAAAAGGAAUCGCUGGCAUUGGAAAAACAGUCUCUGUGCAGAAGGUCAUCCUUGACUGGGCAGAGGGAAAAUCAAAUCAGGACGUUCAUUUCAUGUUUCCUCUUCCUUUCCGUGAUCUGAACCUGAAAAAGGACCAAUACAGUCUGAUGCAACUUCUUUCCCACUACUUCUCAGAGCUGAAAGAGAUUGACAGCAUUGAAGAUGGUGAAACCAAAACUGUUUUCAUUUUUGAUGGUCUGGAUGAGUGUCGACUUCCUCUAGACUUCAAAAACAAGGAGAAGUGCUGUGAUGUCACGAAGCCAACCUCAGUGGACGUGCUGCUGACAAACCUCAUCGAGGGGAAUCUGCUUCCCUCUGCUCAUCUCUGGAUAACCUCACGGCCUGCAGCAGCCAAUCAGAUCCCUCCUGAGUGUAUUAACCGGGUGACAGAGGUACGAGGGUUCAAUGAUCCACAGAAGAAGGAAUACUUCAGGAAGAAAAUCACAGAUCAGAAUCUGGCCAAUGAAAUCAUCAAACACAUGAAGAAAUCAAGGAGCCUCCACAUCAUGUGCCACAUACCAGUCUUCUGUUGGAUAUCAGCCACGGUCCUUGAGAUGAUACUGAAAGAGGCAGAGAAGGAUGAAGUUCCCAAAACUCUGACCCAGAUGUACUCACACUUCAUACUCAUCCAAAUCAUUGUGAAGAACAGGAAGUACAACAAAGCCACAGAGACAAACCCAAGGGAACUGUCUCAGUCAGACAAAGAGAUGAUCCUGAAACUGGCAAAGCUGGCUUUCCAACAGCUGCAGAAGGGCAACCUGAUCUUCUAUGAGGAGGACCUGAGAGAGUGUGGCCUUGAUGUCACAGAGGCAUCAGAGUACUCAGCAUUGUGUACAGAGAUCUUUAAAGAGGAAUCUGGGCUGUACCAAGACAAGGUCUACAGCUUUGUGCAUCUGAGCAUUCAGGAGUUUCUAGCAGCAGUGCAUGCUUUAGAAUCAUGUCUGGACAAGAAGAAAAAUGUUUUCUCCCCCAAAGCAGAUGACGACAACGACGAUGAUGACGAUGAGGAAGAGGAUGAGGAAGAUGAUGACAAUGAUGAAGAGAAGGAGUCAUUCAAAUUGUCUGACUUACACAGGACAGCAGUGGUCCAGGCCUUGAAGAGUGAGAAUGGAAACCUGGACCUGUUCCUCCGCUUCCUUCUGGGUCUCUCACUGGAGUCCAAUCAGAAUCUGUUACGAGGCCUUCUGACACAGACAGGAAGUACAACACAGACCAAUGAGGAAAUAGUUAAGAGAACAGUCAGGUACCUUUCAGACAAGCUCGAGGAGGAAUCCUCACCAGAAAGGAUCAUCAACCUGUUCCACUGUCUGAAUGAACUUGGUGCCAACUCUCUAGUUGAAGACAUGCAGACCUCGCUUCGAUCAGGAACUCUUUCAGAAACAAUACUAAAACCUGACCAAUGUUCAGCCCUGGCCUACCUGUUACUGAUGUCAGAGGAGGUGCUGGAGGAGUUUGACCUGAAGACAUACAACACAUCAGAGGAAGGUUAUCAGAGGUUGCUGCCGGUCGUGAAAACCUGCAAGAGAGCACUACUGGAUGGCUGUAAAGUCACAUAUAAAUCCUGUGAGACUCUGGCCUCAGCUCUGCAGACACCAAACUCCCCCCUGAGAGAACUGGACCUCAGCUACAAUAACCUGGGAGACAGAGGAGUGGAGCUGCUCUGUGUUGGACUAACCAGUCCACUCUACAACAUACAGACACUAGUUCUGGGUCAGUGUGGUCUGACAGAGGGUUGCUGUUCAGAUCUGGCCUCAGUCCUGAAUUCACCCAACUCACAACUGAAACAUCUGGAGCUGAGAGACAAUGACCUGCAGGACUCAGGAGUUACACUGCUGUCUGCUGGACUGGAGGAUCCAAACUGUAAACUACACACACUGGGGCUGUCUGGCUGUCUGGUCACAGAGGAGGGCUGUGCUGCUCUGUCUUCAGCUCUGAGGUCAAACCCCUCCCACCUGAAAGAGCUGGACCUGAGCUACAAUCACCCAGGAGACUCUGCAGGGGGACUGCUUUCAGCUGCUCUGCCGGAUCCCACAUAUAAACUGAUGAAGCUGAAUGUGGAUCAUGGUGGAGAGUGCAGGCUGAAAUCAGGGCUGAGGAAAUAUGCCUGUCAUCUCACCCUGGACCCAGAUACAGCAAACCCACACCUGGUACUGUCUGAGGGGAACAGGAAGGUGAAACGGGUGAAAGAGGAGCAGCAUUAUGAAGACCAUCCAGACAGAUUUGACUAUCAUCCCCAAGUUCUCUGCAGAGAAGGCUUAUCUGGGUGUCGUUAUUACUGGGAGGUGGAGAGGGAUGGUAGCAUGGCUGUCAUUGGUGUGGUGUACAAAGGAAUGAAGAGGAAGAGAGAUGAGGGGGACAGUAGGAUUGGACACAAUAGGGAGUCCUGGAGUUUAGUCUGUUCUCAUAGAGGUUAUCAAUUUUACCAUGCUGGAGUCAACAGAAUCAUCCCUGGUCCUGUUUCUAACAGAGUUGGAGUGUAUCUGGACUGGCCAGCUGGUACUUUGUCCUUCUAUAGUGUGUCCUCCUCUGGUACACUGACACACCUUUACACAGAACACACCACAUUCCCCGAACCCCUCUAUCCUGGGUUUGGAGUUGCGUCGUCCUCGGUGACCUCAGUGACCCUGUGUCAGAUAGAUGACCAACACAUUCAGAGAGACCAUGAUGGAGAGAGUUGGAUCAAGCCUGGACCUGAGGACACCAGAGACCAUGGUGGAGAGAGUUGGAUCAAGCCUGGACCUGAGGACACCAGAGACCAUGGUGGAGAGAGUUGGAUCAAGCCUGGACCUGAGAACACCAGAGACCAUGGUGGAGAGUGUUGGAUCAAGCCUGGACCUGAGGACACCAGAGACCAUGGUGGAGAGUGUUGGAUCAAGCCUAGACCUGAGGACACCAGAGACCAUGGUGGAGAGUGUUGGAUCAAGCCUGGACCUGGGGACACCAGAGACCAUGGUGGAGAGAGUUGGAUCAAGCCUGGACCUGAGAAAUUGAUUCCUCAGAGCUGUAAGACUUGUGACCAUGUUGAGGACUCCACACACUGGCUUCAGAUUGAACCCUUGACUUCCACUGUCCAGGGAGUGACAAUGUUCAGACACAGGACACCCAAAGGGAGUUAUGAGUGCACAGUGUCUGGGCUCCGCUGGCUGUGUGAGAGAGAUGUCAUUCUGAAGUAUCACUUCAGGAACUGGGAUCCCUACAGUCAACUUCUGAAAGACAUGCAGUACACACAAGGUGGUCCAUUGCUGGACAUCACUAUGGAGUUAGGUGAACUGGAGGAAGUUCAUCUGCCACACUUUGUCUGUUUAGGGACCAACCCUUCCCUGAGGAAUGAGAUGAAGAUUCUUCAUGUAGAGGAACAUGGAGUGUCUUUAGAGGAAGUGCAUGAGGUCACCAGAUUCCAUGCUAAGAUUCUCCAUCCCAAGUUCUCACUUAUCUCUGUUAUACUGAGCUAUAUCUUUUCAUGGAACGUAGAUGUCCACUGUGAGCUGAUGCUCUAUCUGACAGUGAAAAGGGAAACAUUAAUUUCUCGCCUAUACCUGUUCCCCUGGAACCCCGGCCAGAUACAGGCUGUGGAACAACAGGAAAAGUCUCAAGGGUCUUCAAGGAUUCUCAUCUCAAGACCAGAGCAGUCCUUCAAACUGAAUAGUUCCAUCAGACUGAACAUUCCCUGUUCUACCUCCAUCAAUCCACAGAGGAUUCAUCUCAUACAAAGAGACACCACACCAAGCUUUUUCAGGGCGGUUGUGAAAAUGACAGGGAUUGACAUUGAGAUGGAGUUAUUCAGUGAUGAUGAGAGGACAGUAUGGAAAGAAAAUGUAUCACGAGAUGAGUACAUCACUGACACCCGUUCAACAAGUGCUGUGUCGGGGGCAGGGCGUCCGGCUGAGAGCAGUCUGACUGGUUCUGCAGAGCAGCAGCUGCGUUCUGUACGGACAAAGUUUGUGAAACGAGUGUCAAAAGCUGUCCUGAAUGGACUGCUGGACGGACUCCUGCAACACACAGUCAUCAACCAGGAGGAAAUGGAGUCAGUGAAGGUGAUCGCUGAGAGGGCAGAGAAGGCACGUGACAUCAUCGACAUGGUGUUGAGAAAAGGAACUGAGUCGUGUUCCAGGAUGAUCAACCUUCUUGGGGAGCUGGACCACUGUCUUUGUUCACAGCUUCAGAUCAACAGUGUUGGGGUCCCAACCUAAUGGUAGAAUGGAUAGUAACAGUGUUGGGGUACCAACCUAAUGGUAGAAUGGAUAGUAACAGUGUUGGGGUACCAACCUAAUGGUAGAAUGGAUAGUAACAGUGUUGGGGGUACCAUCCUAAUGGUAGAAUGGAUAGUAACAGUGUUGGGGUACCAACCUAAUGGUAGAAUGGAUAGUAACAGUGUUGGGGUACCAACCUAAUGGUAGAAUGGAUAGUAACAGUGUUGGGGUACCAACCUAAUGGUAGAAUGGAUAGUAACAGUGUUGGGGUACCAUCCUAAUGGUAGAAUGGAUAGUAACAGUGUUGGGGUACCAACCUAAUGGUAGAAUGGAUAGUAACAGUGUUGGGGUACCAACCUAAUGGUAGAAUGGAUAGUAACAGUGUUGGGGUACCAACCUAAUGGUAGAAUGGAUAGUAACAGUGUUGGGGUACCAACCUAAUGGUAGAAUGGAUAGUAACAGUGUUGGGGUACCAACCUAAUGGUAGAAUGGAUAGUAACAGUGUUGGGGUACCAACCUAAUGGUAGAAUGGAUAGUAACAGUGUUGGGGUACCAACCUAAUGGUAGAAUGGAUAGUAACAGUGUUGGGGUACCAACCUAAUGGAUAGUAACAGUGUUGGGGUACCAACCUAAUGGUAGAAUGGAUAGCAACAGUGUUGGGGUACCAACCUAAUGGUAGAAUGGAUAGUAACAGUGUUGGGGUACCAACCUAAUGGUAGAAUGGAUAGUAACAGUGUUGGGGUACCAACCUAAUGGAUAGUAACAGUGUUGGGGUACCAACCUAAUGGUAGAAUGGAUAGUAACAGUGUUGGGGUACCAACCUAACGGUAGAAUGGAUAGUAACAGUGUUGGGGUACCAUCCUAAUGGAUAGUAACAGUGUUGGGGUACCAACCUAAUGGUAGAAUGGAUAGUAACAGUGUUGGGGUACCAACCUAAUGGUAGAAUGGAUAGUAACAGUGUUGGGGUACCAACCUAAUGGUAGAAUGGAUAGUAACAGUGUUGGGGUACCAACCUAAUGGUAGAAUGGAUAGUAACAGUGUUGGGGUACCAACCUAAUGGUAGAAUGGAUAGUAACAGUGUUGGGGUACCAACCUAAUGGUAGAAUGGAUAGUAACAGUGUUGGGGUACCAUCCUAAUGGUAGAAUGAUAGUAACAGUGUUGGGGUACCAACCUAAUGGUAGAAUGGAUAGUAACAGUGUUGGGGUACCAUCCUAAUGGUAGAAUGAUAGUAACAGUGUUGGGGUACCAACCUAAUGGUAGAAUGGAUAGUAACAGUGUUGGGGUACCAACCUAAUGGUAGAAUGGAUAGUAACAGUGUUGGGGUACCAUCCUAAUGGUAGAAUGGAUAGUAACAGUGUUGGGGUACCAACCUAAUGGUAGAAUGGAUAGUAACAGUGUUGGGGUACCAACCUAAUGGUAGAAUGGAUAGUAACAGUGUUGGGGUACCAACCUAAUGGUAGAAUGGAUAGUAACAGUGUUGGGGUACCAACCUAAUGGUAGAAUGGAUAGUAACAGUGUUGGGGUACCAACCUAAUGGAUAGUAACAGUGUUGGGGUACCAACCUAAUGGUAGAAUGGAUAGUAACAGUGUUGGGGUACCAACCUAAUGGAUAGUAACAGUGUUGGGGUACCAACCUAAUGGUAGAAUGGAUAGUAACAGUGUUGGGGUACCAACCUAAUGGAUAGUAACAGUGUUGGGGUACCAACCUAAUGGUAGAAUGGAUAGUAACAGUGUUGGGGUACCAACCUAAUGGUAGAACGGAUAGUAACAGUGUUGGGGUACCAACCUAAUGGAUAGUAACAGUGUUGGGGUACCAACCUAAUGGUAGAAUGGAUAGUAACAGUGUUGGGGUACCAACCUAAUGGUAGAAUGGAUAGUAACAGUGUUGGGGUACCAACCUAAUGGUAGAACGGAUAGUAACAGUGUUGGGGUACCAACCUAAUGGAUAGUAACAGUGUUGGGGUACCAACCUAAUGGUAGAAUGGAUAGUAACAGUGUUGGGGUACCAACCUAAUGGAUAGUAACAGUGUUGGGGUACCAACCUAAUGGAUAGUAACAGUGUUGGGGUACCAACCUAAUGGUAGAAUGGAUAGUAACAGUGUUGGGGUACCAACCUAAUGGAUAGUAACAGUGUUGGGGUACCAACCUAAUGGUAGAAUGGAUAGUAACAGUGUUGGGGUACCAACCUAAUGGUAGAACGGAUAGUAACAGUGUUGGGGUACCAACCUAAUGGUAGAAUGGAUAGUAACAGUGUUGGGGUACCAUCCUAAUGGUAGAAUGGAUAGUAACAGUGUUGGGGUACCAACCUAAUGGUAGAAUGGAUAGUAACAGUGUUGGGGUACCAACCUAAUGGUAGAAUGGAUAGUAACAGUGUUGGGGUACCAACCUAAUGGUAGAAUGGAUAGUAACAGUGUUGGGGUACCAACCGAAUGGUAGAAUGGAUAGUAACAGUGUUGGGGUACCAACCUAAUGGUAGAAUGGAUAGUAACAGUGUUGGGGUACCAACCUAAUGGUAGAAUGGAUAGUAACAGUGUUGGGGUACCAAGCUAAUGGUAGAAUGGAUAGUAACAGUGUUGGGGUACCAACCUAAUGGUAGAAUGGAUAGUAACAGUGUUGGGGUACCAACCUAAUGGUAGAAUGGAUAGUAACAGUGUUGGGGUACCAACCUAAUGGUAGAAUGGAUAGUAACAGUGUUGGGGUACCAACCUAAUGGUAGAAUGGAUAGUAACAGUGUUGGGGUACCAACCUAAUGGUAGAAUGGAUAGUAACAGUGUUGGGGUACCAACCUAAUGGUAGAAUGGAUAGUAACAGUGUUGGGGUACCAACCUAAUGGUAGAAUGGAUAGUAACAGUGUUGGGGUACCAACCUAAUGGUAGAAUGGAUAGUAACAGUGUUGGGGUACCAUCCUAAUGGAUAGUAACAGUGUUGGGGUACCAACCUAAUGGUAGAAUGGAUAGUAACAGUGUUGGGGUACCAACCUAAUGGAUAGUAACAGUGUUGGGGUACCAACCUAAUGGUAGAAUGGAUAGUAACAGUGUUGGGGUACCAACCUAAUGGUAGAAUGGAUAGUAACAGUGUUGGGGUACCAACCUAAUGGUAGAAUGGAUAGUAACAGUGUUGGGGUACCAACCUAAUGGAUAGUAACAGUGUUGGGGUACCAACCUAAUGGUAGAAUGGAUAGUAACAGUGUUGGGGUACCAACCUAAUGGUAGAAUGGAUAGUAACAGUGUUGGGGUACCAACCUAAUGGAUAGUAACAGUGUUGGGGUACCAACCUAAUGGUAGAAUGGAUAGUAACAGUGUUGGGGUACCAACCUAAUGGAUAGUAACAGUGUUGGGGUACCAACCUAAUGGUAGAAUGGAUAGUAACAGUGUUGGGGUACCAACCUAAUGGUAGAAUGGAUAGUAACAGUGUUGGGGUACCAACCUAAUGGUAGAAUGGAUAGUAACAGUGUUGGGGUACCAACCUAAUGGUAGAAUGGAUAGUAACAGUGUUGGGGUACCAACCUAAUGGUAGAAUGGAUAGUAACAGUGUUGGGGUACCAACCUAAUGGUAGAAUGGAUAGUAACAGUGUUGGGGUACCAACCUAAUGGUAGAAUGGAUAGUAACAGUGUUGGGGUACCAACCUAAUGGUAGAAUGGAUAGUAACAGUGUUGGGGUACCAACCUAAUGGAUAGUAACAGUGUUGGGGUACCAACCUAAUGGUAGAAUGGAUAGUAACAGUGUUGGGGUACCAACCUAAUGGUAGAAUCGAUAGUAACAGUGUUGGGGUACCAACCUAAUGGUAGAAUGGAUAGUAACAGUGUUGGGGUACCAACCUAAUGGUAGAAUGGAUAGUAACAGUGUUGGGGUACCAAUCUAAUGGUAGAAUGGAUAGUAACAGUGUUGGGGUACCAACCUAAUGGUAGAAUGGAUAGUAAUACUCCUAUUCAAACAUACCUGAUCCUAGAUCGACACUCCUACUCAACGUUUAGGUUUACACUGAAUGCUCUCUCUCAAGACACCAGUCGGGAAGUUAAAGCUUGGUCACAAAUGGGUCUUCCAGAUGGACAAUGACCCCAAGCAUACUUCCAAAGUUGUGGCAAAAUGGCUUAAGGACAACAAAGUCAAGGUAUUGGAGUGACCAUCACAAAGCCCUGACCUAGAAAAUUUGUGGGCAGAACUCGCGUGUGUGAGCAAGGAGGCCUAAAAACCUGACUCAGUUACACCAGCUCUGUCAGAAGGAAUUGGCCAAAAUUCACCCAACUUAUUGUGGGAAGCUUAUGGAAGGCUCCCCGCAACGUUUGACCCAAGUUAAACAUAAUUUAAUGCUACCAAAUACUAAUUGAGUGUAUGUAAACUUCUGACCCAAUGGGAAUGUGAUGAAAGAAAUAAAAGCUGAAAUAAAUAAUUCUCUACUAUUA